Molecule: messenger RNA, 514 nt
Organism: Telopea speciosissima
Lineage: Eukaryota; Viridiplantae; Streptophyta; Magnoliopsida; Proteales; Proteaceae
Exons: 1
Coding region: 46-507 (153 amino acids)
Source: RefSeq, a predicted model, not a curated record
UAUGUCUUCUCUCUUGUAAUCGGAGAAACAGAUCAUUGGCUAGACAUGGCAUCACAGAUUAUCGAAAAGUACAGAAAGAAUGCGGAGAUCUACCAUGGCGAAGCCCUCUGCAAGGAAAAAUCGAUUGAGAUCUUAUCGCAGAUGGAGCUUCCCAAAGGUCUUCUACCUCUGAAGGACAUGGAAGAAGUGGGUUACAACAGAGAAACUGGGUUCGUGUGGCUGAAGCAGAAGAAAUCGACGGAACAUGUCUUCCGCAAAGUGAGCAAGAAGGUAUCUUACGCGACAGAGAUCACAGCCUUUGUUGAGCCAAGGAAAUUAAAGAAGCUGAGUGGAGUGAAGACCAAAGAGCUCUUUAUCUGGGUUUCUCUCUCUGAUAUCUACAUCGAUGAUCCUUCUUCUGGGAAGAUAACGUUCAUGACUCCUGCUGGGCUGUCAAGGUCUCUUCCAAUCUCUGCCUUUGAGCUUGAAGAAGACGAGGGAGCGGCGAAAACAGCGGAGAAGGAGUAGAAGAAGA